Symbiodinium necroappetens is the source of this 1005-nucleotide messenger RNA. The record is from the annotation of a GenBank genome assembly. NCBI's taxonomy places the organism in Eukaryota, Dinophyceae, Suessiales, Symbiodiniaceae.
AUGGCUCUGAGGCCGAACAACAUCACCAAUCGGGGCUGUGGGCCGUCGGUUACAUACAGUCACAUAGCAUUAGAAGCCUGGCCGGAAACUUACCGCAGCGAAUGGGCAGAGGUCGUCAAGCAGAAUCCAGCCAUGGCACCCGUGAUUCUGGGCAGUAUGGGUUACGAUGGCACCACCGGAACCUUCUUCCCCUCCAGCAGCGGGAACUCGGCCUACUAUACAGAGGGCAUCGCACUGGAGUUCUACCGUGGCUGGAACUACUCGUGGAGCCAAAGCUGGAAAUACUUUGACAGCGUGGCGUCCAUCGACCUGAAUCUGAUAUUUCCAUGUGUGCAGACACGCUUCCAGAUCUCGAAGGUCAACGAGGACUACAUCCGCUACACAGGUGACACGGAUGGCGUGGAUGUGCUGCCCAACGGCGAUCUUGUUGCAAGGUGUCCGGAUGGCCACUUCUGGCUUGCACCGGGCUGUCGUGCGGACGACUCCAAGUGUGUUCCAUACGUCACCGGCGGAAGUGGCUGGUGGUUAGAUGACACCAUGCAGAAAGCCACGGCUUACGAUAUUCCCAUGGCUGUUGGAGUAGCAAGAGAUCUCGCCACACUGCCGAAACAGAGGACCACAACCUUCUAUGCCUGGGAGCCAGAUACAUCAUUCUUUGAGCUGCAGCCAAAAAGCAUCACCUUCCCUCCGAACGAUCUCAACGCGCACUUGAACGGAGACAAGAGGACUGCCGCGCCUGACUCGUUGGUUGCGAAGGUCGUGAGCCAGGAUUUAUCCACGCUGUCGCCGCGGCUUGAAGACUUUUUGCGCAACAUGCGCUAUAGCCUGAAGGAUGUGAACGCCAUGAUGGGGGACUUGCUCAAGACGGGAGACUCCCACCAUGAUGUGGCCUGCCGAUGGCUCUUGGACAACCGUGAUGCUUGGGAAAGCUGGCUGCCGGACGAAACGAAAUGCUUCCCCGGCUUUGGCUUGCACCACUGGCCGGACUUGAGUGCUCGCUCUUGA